AUGAAACGCAUCAAUGUCGGUCUUCGUCUCCGUCAUUUUCCGACAUUCAGACUAUUUCAAACCCGAGAAGUAGCUUCUUCUGCACGCAAACCAGAAUUUGAAUCGACAUCACGACAUGGGACAUCUUUUCAUGACAAUUUGCUGGGUCAGAUACUUGACACUUACCCAGAUGUCAAAACCCUUAGAACAGUCCAUUCAAGGAUCAUCAUGGAAGAUCUACGCUCCAAUUCUUCUUUAGGCGUUAAACUUAUGAGAGCUUACGCUGUUCUAAAAGAUGUGGCGUCAGCACGCAAGGUGUUCGAGGAAAUUCCUGAGAGAAACGUGAUUAUCUUUAAUGUCAUGAUCAGAAGCUACGUGAACCAUGGGUUUUACCGUGAAGGUAUUCAAGUGUUUGGGACGAUGUGUGGAUGUAAUGUCAGACCUGAUCAUUACACUUUCCCUUGUGUUCUAAAGGCUUGUUCUUGCUCUGGGAAUAUUGUCGUUGGGAAGAAACUCCAUGGGUCUGCUACAAAGGUUGGGCUCUCUUCGACUUUGUUUGUUGGGAAUGGUUUAGUUUCUAUGUAUGGAAAAUGUGGAUUUUUAGCUGAAGCACGGCUUGUACUUGAUGAGAUGACAAGGAGAGAUGUUGUCUCUUGGAACUCGUUAGUUGCUGGAUAUGCGCAAAAUCAGAGAUUUGAUGAUGCUUUGGAGGUUUGUAGGGAAAUGAAAUCCGUGAAGAUAAGCCAUGAUGCUGGCACAAUGGCUAGUCUGUUACCAGCAGUGACCAACACGACAACGGAAAAUGUUAUGUAUGUGAAAGAUAUGUUUUUAAAUAUGGGGAAAAAGAGUUCGGUUUCGUGGAAUGUGAUGAUCGGUGUGUAUAUGAAAAAUGCGAUGCCUAUUGAAGCUGUUGAAUUGUAUUCCCGAAUGGAAGCUGAUGGGUUCGAACCUGAUGCAGUCUCAAUCACAAGUGUAUUACCUGCUUGUGGGGAUACAUCUGCUCUGACUCUUGGUAAAAAAAUCCAUGGAUACAUCGAGAGGAAGCAGCUGAUACCAAAUAUGUUGCUAGAGAACGCAUUGAUCGACAUGUAUGCAAAAUGCGGGUGUCUAGAUAGAGCAAGAGAGGUGUUUGAGAACAUGAAGUCCCGGGACGUUGUGUCUUGGACAGCUAUGAUCUCAGCUUAUGGAGUGAGCGGGAAAGGCUGUGAUGCCGUGACAUUGUUUUCUAAAAUGCAAGACUCGGGUCUCGUCCCUGAUUCAAUUGCGUUUGUCACAACACUCGCUGCUUGUAGCCACGCGGGUCUACUAGAAGAAGGUCGGAGUUGUUUCAAACUCAUGACAGAUCAUUACAAGAUAACUCCUAGGCUAGAGCAUUUUGCUUGUAUGGUGGAUCUUCUUGGCCGAGCCGGAAAAGUGGAAGAAGCUUAUAGAUUUAUACAAGAAAUGCAAAUGGAACCAAACGAGAGAGUUUGGGGAGCGUUAUUAGGAGCUUGCUGGAUGCAUUCAAAUACAGAUAUCGGUUUACUCGCAGCUGAUAAGCUUUUUCAGUUAGCACCUGAGCAAUCUGGUUACUACGUAUUGCUUUCUAACAUAUACGCAAAAGCUGGAAGAUGGGAAGAGGUAACAAACAUCAGAUAUCUGAUGAAGAGUAAAGGGUUAAAGAAGAACCCCGGAGCGAGCAAUGUUGAGGUCAAUGGAGAAAUUCAUACGUUCUUAGUAGGCGACAGGUCAAACCCGCAAUCUGAUGAGAUCUACAAGGAGCUUGAUGUUCUAGUAAGGAAAAUGAAAGAGCUAGGGUACGUUCCUGAUUCGGUUUCCGCGCUUCAUGAUGUGGAAGAAGAAGAGAAAGAGACGCAUUUGGCUGUUCAUAGUGAGAAACUAGCCAUUGUGUUUGCUCUGCUGAACACAACAGAGGAAGAAGAAGACAGCAAUGCGAUAAGAAUAACGAAGAACCUUAGAAUAUGUGGAGAUUGUCAUGUUGCAGCUAAGCUUAUCUCGAAGAUAACUUGUCGUGAGAUCAUCAUCAGAGACACGAAUAGAUUUCAUGUGUUCCGGUUAGGUGUUUGCUCUUGUGGUGACUAUUGGUGA
Messenger RNA from Arabis nemorensis, 2067 nucleotides. NCBI's taxonomy places the organism in Eukaryota, Viridiplantae, Streptophyta, Magnoliopsida, Brassicales, Brassicaceae. The record is from the annotation of a GenBank genome assembly.